Molecule: messenger RNA, 2548 nt
Organism: Ictalurus furcatus (blue catfish)
Lineage: Eukaryota; Metazoa; Chordata; Actinopteri; Siluriformes; Ictaluridae
Gene: nptxrb
Product: neuronal pentraxin receptor b
Exons: 5
Coding region: 375-1949 (524 amino acids)
Source: RefSeq, a predicted model, not a curated record
ACGUUAUUUCUGGUCAUGCCAAUAAAAGAUGCUCGUGUUUACUUGUAGGUGUCAUUUCCCGCCUUCCAGCAUCACCCUCUGCGUGACCAUGGAAACCAGUGCACGGGUGCUUAGCAACGUGUAGGGGAAGAGGGGGAGGAGGAGAAUAGAUGAGUGACGAGGCGCGCAGGCCAGGACAGGAGAGGAUCGCUUCAUCACGGAAUCGUUAAAAAUAUAGGCUAUCUAUCCACGAUCGACGGAAGGUCAUACCAGCGAUUAAAAAGCAACUCGAAGCGGAUAAAAUAUAAACGCGGUUUGCUGAGGUUUUUCCCGACAUUGCAGAAGCCUGCGUCACGAGGAGAAAAAAAAUAAGUCAGUAAGGCUGAAUUGCUGAGAUGAAAUUCGUGGCGAUUGUGGCGGGGGCCGGAGCGAUCGCUUUUCUCGGCGCGCUGGUGUGCAUCGUGGCGAGCGUGUACUCGCGCUCCCCGGCCGCCGCCCUGCAGACUCUCGCGGCCGCCAACGGGACCGCGUCCCCGGUCCCGUCGGGCUCGCUGGGAGCUCUGUACGGCGCCGACGCGAGCGAACGGCAAUCUUUGGAUGGGGCGGGCCGCGAAACGCCGCUCCUGGGCGAGCUGAGCGCCGGAGCCAGCCCGCAGCGCUUCACCUUCAGCCGCCUCCUGUGUUCGCCCGUACCGCCCGGGGAAUGCACGAUGAAGCGCCGGAGACGCGACAAAGAGGAGGAACAGCAGGCUGAAUACGAGGAUGAAGACUGGAACGCCCUGAGCGCGACCGCCGAGGAGCUCCGGCGCACCGUGGCGCUACAGAGCGAACAGAUCGCCGCCGACCGCAAGACCAUCGACGAGCUUACCGGCAAACUCGCCGAGUGCGAGAGCGCGCUGCUGGAUGAGCGCAGCGUGGCGGAGCGCGGAGCCGCGGCAUCAUGGCCCGCACGACGCCGCCUCAUGGCCGGGGAUGGCGUGCGGGAAUCCACCGCGGCACAACUGUACACCGCCCGGGCUGUCGAGGAGCUCGAGAGAGCCAUCCUCCAGCUCAAAGACCGCAUCGAGAAGCUCGAGCUGGAGAUGGUGCCUGCUCUGCUGAACCACUCGGAGGUGGCAGCAGGCUCCACAGGCAUGUGGCCGGCGUUGGGCCAGCCUGGUGGGCGGGUGGAGGAUGUUGGCGGAGAGCUGGUGCAGAAGGUAAAGCAGCUGGAGGAGGAGAGGAAGAACCUACGCAAGGAGACACAGAAUCACCACCAGCACAUCGACAAGGGCAUCAACACUCUGCAGGAGCGCGUCUCAGAUCUGGAGCAAAGUUUUAUAGGUCGGAGUUACCCACAGGGCUACAAGCUCUCCUUCCCCAUGCGGACCAACUACAUGUACGGCUUGGUGAGACGGAACAUUCCGGAGAUGUACGCCUUCACGGCUUGCGUGUGGUUGAAGGCGACCGAAAGCGGGAUCGGGACACCGUUCUCAUACGCCGUGGACAAGCAGCCCAACGAGCUCGUCCUUCUGCAAGGCGUCCAUAAUCCAGCCGAGCUGCUUAUUAACGCUAAGGUGGCACAGCUGCCCCUGUCGUUCCCUCCUGGCACUUGGCAGCACGUGUGUGUGACCUGGACUCUACGUGAUGGCGUCUGGAAGGCCUAUCAGGGCGGCAAGCUAAAGGGGCGGGGUGAAGGGCUGUCAGCAUGGCAUCCAAUCAUGGCAGGCGGUGUGCUGGUUCUGGGACAAGAACAGGACACGCCGGGCGGACAGUUCGAUGCCUCCCAGGCUCUGGUGGGUGAGCUGUCUCUGUUUAACCUGUGGGACCGCGUGCUCUCGCCGGCUGAGAUCGGCACCGUGGCAGCCUGUGGAGAACCUGUGCUGCUGGGGAACGUGGCGUCAUGGACGGAUCGAGAGGUGGAUGUUUUCGGAGGAGCCACCAAGGAGCCUGUAGACCCCUGCUCCAGUGACGCUGGACCCCAGAAAUGAUGGAUGUCGCUUUUUGAGAAGUCGGAGAGGGAAGCUGAAAUGUCGGAGUGUGUUUAGUGGGAAUGGUCACUGUGGUAGUACAUUCAUGAUCGCAUUAGUAUUCUCUCUUCUCUGUGUGUGUGUGUGUGUGUGUGUGUGUGUGUGUGUGGAUCUGCAGAGCCAAUGACUGGAACUGCUAAGUGCUUAAAAGCCACUGUGUAUCUUCCUGUGUCUCGUGCGUGUAAUCUUCUUCUAGCGGGUGUGUGACCCUCGUGUCGUUUCCGCACUCAUCCAUUUUCACGCAUUUCUCUCUAAGAUCGAUAUUUUCCUUCCUUCCUGUCUAUGCCUACUGUGUUCUUUGACAGCGUAACUGUGAUUGUAGUGGCCUUUACUUAACAUUCACUGCACUCUUACUAAAGCAAACGUCUGAUGUUGACGUUAUCGCUCUCAGACCUUGCGUCAUUUUCUUCUGUUGUUUCACGUCUGUCAAACUUUUUUUUUUUUUUAUCACGUUGCGUCUUUUCUUCUUCUAAUAAUAAUAAUAAUAAUAAUUUUUACACCAGAGUAUUCAUGUUGUUUUUUAUUGUUGUUUCUUUAAUAAAUAAAUCGGUUGACUUUGA